CACUUUUGACCGAGAAAGACUCAAUCGAAGCCCCACCACCAACGGUACUUUGUCUUAUGCUCGACUUGUCUGCGGCGCUGUGGCAUGUCGUCUGAUAUAACCAUUGACUGAGAUCAACCAUGGUCCCCAACGGUGAAAAUGCCCAACCCGUUCGCGCAUCAGGGCUGCGGCCUCCAAGUCGCAUACCCGCUACCACCGGACUGCUAGAGAUGUCGGCCUCUGACAACAAUGCGCGCGCCAUUCCGCCUCCAGCCAACCUGCUUAAGCACAAGGGCUCGGCCUUACCUGAGCCGGCUGCUAAGAGAAAGACGUUGGCCGAACGUGCUGGCGAGCCCGUCCGUACUACCCAGACGACCAGCAGAGUUAUGAAGCGUUCCAACACGACAAACGCUUUGCGCAAGACCUCUGGAACACACACUACCACUUCGACCCGUCCUGCCUCUGCCGCCGCCCAUCGUACCAACUCCGCCCUUCCUCGCACCGGUUCUCGCAGUGCCCUGGCCGCCCGCCCCGUCUCGGUUACACAUGAGGAUGACGAUGAGGAUUCUUCUUCGUCGAGCAUUCUGCCAAACAAGCGCAAGGCAUGGGACACCAAAGGUCGUCUCGAAGACAUGGAAACCCUCUACUCCCAACUUAAAACACAACUCGACUCCGCCGCUACAGAGAAGACUGGCAUGGAAGAGGGCAUCUCAAUCUACAAGGCGCGCAUCUCCGAGAUGGAGCAGAUCCGCCUGCAACUCUCUACCGCUAACCAGACAUUGACCAGCGAACUUACCGAGACGAAGGUCAAACUAUCCUCAGUAAACGCUCAGCUUGACGACAUGAAGCGAUCACACUCUUUCGAAAUCGACGACCUACGAAGGAAAAACCGCAACGAUGUCGAGGACGCCAAAGACGGCCAUCGCAAGGAGCUUGAACGUCUUCAGCGCGAAGCAAGAGAUGAGCUUGACAGAGUAAAGAAGGACGCCCAAGAAGAAGCCGACAGAGCAAACAAAACGCGACGAGAAGAGGUGGCCGAGAAGGAGCGCGAACUGCGAGCAGAGCUUGAGGAAGAGAGGAGCCGCAGACUGCGCGAAGUCCAGGAGCUUACAUCACAAUUCAGCAUGCAAAAGCUGACAGCCGACAACGAUGUCACUCAAAAAGACCGCGAGUUGCAAACACUACGAUCCGAGCUCAACGAAGUCAAGGCCAAUCUGGAAUCAUCAAAUGCACUAAACACCAAUCUGAAGGAGAAGUUGACCGAAGCCUCGACAAACACGCUCACCCUUGAAACAUCGAUGCGCGCUAUGAAGGCGAAAAUUGAUUUCCUCGAGUCGGAUAACCAAGCUCAAUCGCAAGCUUUCCAGGAUCUCAAUCAACAAAUGCUGGAUGCUCAAGCUGUCGCUGCUGAAGCGAAAGAGAAGCUCCGUCAGGAGGAGACCUUGCGGAGAAAAUUGCACAACCAGGUUCAAGAGCUCAAGGGCAACAUUCGUGUUUUCUGUCGUGUCCGCCCAACAUUGGGCGAUGAGGAGACCAAAAAAGCAGAGUUGGCUUUCCCAGACGCCGAAACAGACAGCAAAGAGGUUGUCGUGCAAGGACCAGACCAGAAGAGCGCCAUGGGAACUGUUACCAAGGCCAACAACAACUUCUCUUUCGACCGAGUGUUUGGACCAGGCUCCCAGAAUGGCGAGAUCUUCGACGAAAUUAGCCAGCUUGUUCAGAGUGCACUGGACGGAUAUAACGUCUGCAUUUUCUGUUAUGGCCAGACUGGAUCAGGAAAGACAUACACAAUGUCCUCACCUGACGGCAUGAUUCCAAGCGCUGUCACUCAGAUAUACGAAACAGCUAAGAGCUUGGAAGAUAAAGGUUGGACAUAUUCAAUGGAGGGUAGCUUUGUUGAAGUCUACAACGAGACUGUAAACGAUCUCCUUGGUAAGGCCGAGGACUGGAACAACAAGAAGCAUGAGAUUCGCCAGGAUCCGGUCAAACUCAAGACCACAAUCACGGAUGUGACUACAGUUGAUCUCGACUCUCCCACUCGAGUAAACGCCAUUUUAGACCAGGCCAAUCGCAACCGACGUGUUGCUGCUACGCAAGCAAAUUCGCGCUCGUCACGCAGUCAUUCCGUCUUUAUUCUCAGACUCAUUGGAGAGAACACGAUGACAGGAGAACGUUCCGAGGGCACUCUCAACCUAGUCGAUUUGGCAGGUAGUGAGCGUCUGGCACACAGUCAGGUUUCUGGUGACCGCUUGAAGGAGACGCAGAACAUCAACAAGAGUUUGAGUUGUUUAGGCGAUGUCAUCAGCGCUCUUGGGUCAGGCAAGGAUGCGAAACACAUUCCGUACCGUAACAGUAAAUUGACCUAUCUCUUGCAAUAUUCGCUGGGCGGAAACAGCAAGACAUUGAUGUUCGUUAUGGUCAGCCCUCUGCAGGCCCAUUUGUCCGAGACGUUGACCAGUCUGAAGUUUGCCACCAAGGUGCAUAACACUCACAUUGGAACCGCGAAGAGGCAAGCGAAGGUCAAGGAUUAGAGUGUUGAUACGUCCGUUUCUUUUUCAAUUUCUUGUCAUGAUGAGGAUCGAACACCUUUGGAAGGAUUGCUUGAGGGCGUUUUUUUUUCUGGCGAAUUAUAUCUGGAGUACCCCAUGAGCCUGAGGUUGGGCAUGAGAAGGAAACGCGCAGAUGGUGCUUCGGGUGGAACGAACGCCUUGUAUCGAUCUUGUCGAGCGAAGAAGACGACGUGAAAUAUAGGAAUGUAAGCAAGACUUCAUUUUCAAGACUUUAUCGCAUAUUUCGCAUGGGCACAAAAACAUCGUUGACCAAGCAUUGCUGAAUGCUCAUGGUGAGAUGCUUGGCUGACUGACCGCCCGCGGAG
Messenger RNA from Aureobasidium pullulans EXF-150, 2854 nucleotides. RefSeq names its product kinesin-domain-containing protein. The transcript is spliced from 7 exons. NCBI's taxonomy places the organism in Eukaryota, Fungi, Ascomycota, Dothideomycetes, Dothideales, Saccotheciaceae. Gene Ontology annotation, molecular function: ATP binding; microtubule motor activity; microtubule binding. Bases 120 to 2510 code for a protein of 796 amino acids. The record is from RefSeq and is a predicted model, not a curated record. Gene Ontology annotation, biological process: microtubule-based movement.